GCUGAACUCAGUUUAUUAUUUUGGUUUCCUCUUUACAAACUCCCCCUCAUCAGAAAACCACACGACAGCUUCAGCUGAACCAGCUUCCGCCUCCUCUGUGGGCCGCAGGGGCUGAUGGGAGGUUCGAGGACCCAUCUGACCUCGUCCUCGUUAGAGCGCCACUUCUCCUCAGGUUCACCCGAGGAAACACCCUGCACAACAUGCUUCUCCUCCCAGCGGCUGCUCUGUGCUGCCUGUGUUCAGCGCUGGUUGCCAUGGCAGCAGGGCCGACUCAGGACCAGUUGUCUUUGACCAGGAGAGUUGGUGACCGGGCCUCGUUCAGCUGUGGAGGAACUGAUCAGUGUGACUACAUAUACUGGUUUCAGAAGGAAGACAAAGGAACAUUCAGACAGAUUCUUUAUAUUAGAACAAGGGAUGGUUCUAUUUAUCCAGAUAACAAUCAUCCUCAGAAAGACGACUUCACAGCUGAGAGAGAACAGAACAGCUGGGAGUUGAAGAUAUAGAAAGUUAAACCCUCUCAUGCAGCCACGUACUACUGCGCCUGUUGGAAGUCUGGAACCCACAGUGAGAAAUGAUGUGUGCAGCCUGAACAAAAACCAGCAUGAGGAUCAGUGGAAGAGAGAAGUAAACCACAGCGUCACAUGUCUCACCUCCAUCCGACAGCUGUUCUCCACCUUUCUAUUCUAAAGACUCAUACGUUCAGCGACGUUUCCUCAGGUUUGCUGUCGUUCCACAGACAAACCUUUUCCAUCGCCGCCCUUUAAAGGCCCAAUCAGAGCAGGCGUCUCGUCUCCAACUGGUUCUUUCUGUUUGGACGGCCAGAGGAAUCGGGCCUGGAACAGAACUCUGACAGUUCAACCCUCACACCAACACUUUGCUGAUCCAGAAGAAAGAAGCGCUAACGUUCGGGGCUCAGGUGGAAAAGGAGAGGACAAAGAAGAACUAGAGUCACUGAGCUGUGGUCGUAGUCCUCCACCAACCAGGGCAGUUUCAGUCCCUCCAGCUGGGACAUGGGACACUCACAUUAAUAUGAGGUCACUGGGACCUUUGACCUCUGGAGUCUAAUAAUUGAAUCUUUGAGUCCAAGUGAUAACUGGUUCAAAUAUGAAGAAACUCUCUAAAGACAUGCUUGAUGGAAACGUGUUAAAGAGGACAAACACAUGUUCUGUGAGGCCACAGUGACCUUGACCUUUGACCUUUGACCACCAGGUUCUAAUCAGGUCGUCCCUGAGUCCAAGUGAAGGUUUGUAGCAGAUUUGAAGAAACUCCGUCAAGGUGUUUGUGAGAUAUCGUGUUCACAAGACUGGGACGGACAAUCUGAAACAAGAAGAAGAGAAAAGUUACUAAAUUCAUGAAAUCGUGUGAAACGUGAAAAUCAUCAGGAGCAACAACGCUAACGUUUUAUAUCGUAGUAAUGAUGUUUCAUAAUGAACUCAGCGUCAGUUAUAGCACAUGAUGACAAACGAUUGGUUAAUCCUGAUAAGCUGCGUCUGUCAUCUUAUUGGUCGCUACACUUUAUGAUGUCAUUUUAUGACAUCAUCAUGACAUCAUCAUGACAUCGUAUACCCUUUACCCGCCAAUAAACCGAACCUGCUAAUAUUUGCUUAUAAUCACUAAACACAAAGACCAGCUGAGUUCUGAAAGUAUUGGACAAAAUCAAAGUUUGACCUGAUGGUGGCGCUACAUGAAAAGUCCGAGGCUCAUCAGAGUUAGUGCGGUUCAUCCUGAGGGGAACAUGAAUGUUGUGCUGGCGUGAACAUGAGAGAAACACCGUUGAGCUCAGACGGUUUUUGUCUGAGUCUCUUUCACUGUGGAUGUUAAUCUUCGGCUCAGGAACCAAAUUGUUCGUAACUGAUACGCCGGUGGUGAAGCCCGUGGUGAGCGUGUACCCGGCAGCAUCCAAAGACGCCCUGGACAGGAAGAGCUCCCUGCUGUGUGUGGCCUCGAACAUGUCUCCUCCUCUGGUCCAGUUCUCCUGGACAAGACAGAGGGAGGGUGAGAAGCCGUCCCCUGCAGAGGGAGAGCAGCUGGAGCUCAGAGAGGAAGGACGCACCGCCUCCAUCAUGGUGGUCGACCGGGACGCUUCCUACACGUACACAUACAGCUGCCACGUCAGGCAUGAGGAUGUCACAGUGGAGGCCCCGGCAGAGCAAGAGGUUUGUGCACUUCCAGCACCGAACUCCAGCACAGACGACUCCAGCACAGACGACUCCAGCACCGACGACUCCAGCACAGACGACUCAAAUACUGACGACUCCAGCACAGACGACUCCAGCACCGACGACUCCAGCACCGAUGACUCAAGUACUGACGACUCCAGCACCGACGACUCCAGCACAGACGACUCCAGCACAGACGACUCCAUCACAGACGACUCCAGCACAGACGACUCCAGCACAGACGGCUCCAGCCCAGACGGCUCCAGCACAGACGGCUCCAGCACCGACGCCCCAGCACAGACGACUCCAGCACCGACGGCUCCAGCACAGACGACUCCAGCACCGACGGCUCCAGCACAGACGGCUCCAGCACAGACGGCUCCAGCACCGACGACUCCAGCACAGACGACUCCAGCACAGACGACUCCAGCACAGACGACUCCAGCACAGACGACUCCAGCACCGACGCCUCCAGCACAGACGGCUCCAGCACCGACGGCUCCAGCACAGACGGCUCCAGCACCGACGGCUCCAGCACCGACGACUCCAGCACAGACGCCUCCAGCACAGACGGCUCCAGCACAGACGCCUCCAGCACAGACGCCUCCAGCACCGACGGCUCCAGCACAGACGACUCCAGCACCGACGACUCCAGCACAGACGGCUCCAGCACCGACGGCUCCAGCACAGACGACUCCAGCACCGACGGCUCCAGCACCGACGGCUCCAGCACCGACUCUCCAGCACCACGGCUCCAGCACAGACGCCCAGCACAGACGGCUCCAGCACAGACGGCUCCAGCACCGACGGCUCCAGCACAGACGGCUCCAGCACAGACGGCUCCAGCGGCCUGGGCCUGGUCUGAGCGGCAGGUGA
This is a messenger RNA of Hippoglossus stenolepis (Pacific halibut), 3035 nucleotides long. Its product is annotated as flocculation protein FLO11-like. The record is from RefSeq and is a predicted model, not a curated record. Bases 1740 to 3035 code for a protein of 431 amino acids. NCBI's taxonomy places the organism in Eukaryota, Metazoa, Chordata, Actinopteri, Pleuronectiformes, Pleuronectidae. The transcript is spliced from 4 exons.